This is a messenger RNA of Fusarium keratoplasticum, 2097 nucleotides long. Its product is annotated as putative lysosomal cobalamin transporter. Bases 1 to 2097 code for a protein of 698 amino acids. The transcript has 2 exons. Gene Ontology annotation, cellular component: membrane. The record is from RefSeq and is a predicted model, not a curated record. Lineage: Eukaryota; Fungi; Ascomycota; Sordariomycetes; Hypocreales; Nectriaceae.
AUGUUACACAUCACAAGUAGUUCGUCGCCCGUCGGCUCCGCAAUCUUCUCAUGUCUUGCGCUACUAGUCAUCUCUCUCGUCGUCCUCCUCAUCUUACGAUACUAUCUCCCCCUCCGAACGACUCCGGCUUUUUAUCUCCUCCCCAUCUUCUUCGCCCUUUGGCUGCCCUCGAUAGUCGUCAUCCUCGUACCGAUUGAUCUUGCCUCGAGUGCGACCACUGGAGAUGAGGCAACAAGAGGAAUAUGGCUCCCUGAGCGAGUCCUUCUGGUAUCAUGGCGCAUCACUUACUGGCUGACCUUUGCAUUGACUUGGUUCAUCCUCCCCAUCCUCGCCGAAUAUGCUGAUGCAGGAUAUCGAGAACCAUACGAUAAAUUCAUGUACUCGGUUCGCAGCAAUGCGAUGUUUCACGCCAUUGUCCUGAGCCUCGGAUCGGUCGGUCUUAUCUACGUCUUCGUCUACUAUGGAUUCAACUUCACUUCCGUCAAGGCGCUUGUCAUGGCUCUUGCAUACUGUUGGGGAUUGAUCCUCGCCAUCUAUCUGAUGGGUCACGGGUUGGUGUCGAUUCCGCGCCGCCUCAUGCGUGGCGCAAGCAUAAGCGGACGAUUGCGACGCCUUCAGAGCAAAGCCCCCAAAGUCUAUGAGCAGAUGGAGGACUCGAUCGCGAAUCUCGAAGAUAUCGAAGUGCAGGUUGUUGAGCUUGGGCGGCGCAAGACAGGCAGCGCCUUGGCCUUCCGCGACUGGAUCGAAGAACUGCAAGAGAUGGCCAACAUUCCCGAAUCUCAACCCCGACCAUCGCGAUUCGGCACUGGCACCGAUAGCGCCAUCAUCCCGCAUGUCAUCACCGAAAAAUAUCUCGCCGAUCUCACCAGAAAGUAUGUGCGCGCGAGGCAUACUCGAUCCCGAUACGUCAACGCCUGGAGCGAGCUCGUUCAGGAAGCGGCCGAGACACAGAAUAUUUUGGACUCUGCAGGAUCCAAGAAGCUUGAACUCGGCGAUGUUUCACCUCAUGCCGGGUUCUGGGAAAAGAUGGUGAUACUGACUCCAUAUACCCGGUACCUGUACUACUACCAUCUGCUGCCAUACGGGCAGGUUCUUCUUGGCUUGUUCCUGGCGGCAGCAUCGGCCUGUAUCGUUUGGUCCGAGUUUGUCAAGAUCGCGUUCCCCAAGUUGUCAGUCAUCAGACUAACCGUCGUGCACCACUGGGUUGGCGACAAGGCCGAGGUUGGGUUCGCUGGUCAAGUCAUCUCAUCGCUUUGGAUCUGCUACAUGUGCGCAGCUGCUCUCAUCUCGAUGACCGAGGUCAAGGUCUGGCGCGGCCGGGCUCUCGUCCGUCGCAACACGGCUCAUGAAUCGGCCUUUUGGUACGCCAUGCAGGUGGCCAAGCUCACUAUCCCCAUCUCGUACAACUUCGUGACCUUCUUAUCCAAGGACGUCUACAACAAGACCACCUUCUACAAGUUCCUGGGUGUACUGGUCGACUUUACACCACUGGGUCGCUAUUUCGAUGAUCUCUUCCCUGUUCUGGUAUUGUUCCCUGUCUUUGCCACCCUGUUUGGUAUCUAUGGCAGAGUCAAGAGGAUCUUUGUGGGAAUGGACGUGAUGGAUGAUGAAGAGGACAACGCUGCUGGUUAUGGCACCGGCUCCUGGCGCGAAGGCCGAGAUCUCAUUUCUCGGGAACUGGGAGGAAACACUCUCUUCCACCGCCGAGAGGAUGCCCUCGCCAGAAUAGCGGCAACAGGUACCUCGGGAGGCAGAUCCGCUCCAGUGCUGUCUAUUCCCUCUGCUCACGGCGCCGCCUCCUCACCUGCUCGAUCGCCCGCUCGACCGGCCACCACGACUCGGGUACGGACAUCAGCCUUUGGCCCUCACUGGAAUGACGAACCACCAGAGGACGACAAUAUCUUCCAGAUUCUGGGUCACCGCAUGAAGAACACGUUCGACACCAUCGAGGGGCCCAAGUGGUUCCAUGAUAUGAAGAAGCCCAAGUGGAUGGGAGGUGACGAUGAUGACGCCGGUGCUGAUUCUUCUUCUGGGUCCGGGCCAGACUUUCGCAGAUGGUUUGGAGGUGGCUCGAGUGAAGGCCAGAUCCGCAUCUAA